GGGUUCGUAAUCGUCAUACAAGCAUCCGGUCUACAAUUAGUACCGUUUUCUUAUCAACGCCCACCCCGCAUCGAAAUCGGUCCUUGGACGAAGGAAAAUGGAUCCCUUCGGAAGAUGUGCUCCAUGCCACGACACCGAGUCUUUCCGACCCGCAUCUUGGCUACUAGACGAACCAGCCGAAACCGGCAAAAUCCCAACAUGCCACGAUGA
Messenger RNA from Bipolaris zeicola 26-R-13, 210 nucleotides. RefSeq lists its product as uncharacterized. The transcript has a single exon. NCBI's taxonomy places the organism in Eukaryota, Fungi, Ascomycota, Dothideomycetes, Pleosporales, Pleosporaceae. The annotation marks the transcript as partial. The record is from RefSeq and is a predicted model, not a curated record.